Molecule: messenger RNA, 837 nt
Organism: Penicillium oxalicum
Lineage: Eukaryota; Fungi; Ascomycota; Eurotiomycetes; Eurotiales; Aspergillaceae
Exons: 1
Coding region: 1-837 (278 amino acids)
Source: RefSeq, a predicted model, not a curated record
AUGACGGAAUCGAUUCAAUAUUUUUCGCCCAAACGCAAACGUGAGCCCUCUGAAUCAGACUACUGCAGUCCAUCUCCAUCAACAGCCUCCGACCAUUCUAUUGAGGGCUUCUCCGAGGGUCGCGGUGUCGAGGAAACAGAUCUAGGGAGCCAUAGCCCACGCACGGCUGUAGCGGGCCGUUUCCAGAAUUUGGCCAUUAGGAGCCAAAUCUACACGACACCAGGUGAUCCGAGCCAGCUGUCACUUUCGACGAGACCCCGCUGGUCUGAGCUCGCAUCAUUCGGAUCAGAAAGCAGAGAAAGAAACCCGGUUGGUGUAACUCAAUCUGCCCCGGUAUCCCGCAGCGAAGGUACCGGGACUGAGAGCUUCCAGUCCAGUAUCAGCACCAAGUUUGACGCACGAUUCAGCUUGGACAAUGUAACAGGUACACCCGUUGCAAUGCCUCCGAAAAGAAGGCCAAUGUCACCUUCAAUAUCGCACUCAAGUUCCACCUACCAAGCUCCAAAUCCCCGAAUGUCUCCCCCAACUUCAACUGGGUCUCGAGACAACCCGCUCACAUGGCAUGAUCAUGAAAUCACGGGACAUAAUCCAACGGACCCCAAUGAUGAUGGAUAUGGCAUCAACGGCGUGGGUUUCAAGCCAACCGCUGCUAUUGCAUGGGCCCGGUCUCAGAAGCGCCAGCGGCAGGUGGCUGAAUGGAGGUCUCGCGAAGCUCGUGAAGCACGGCAAAAACGCCGGGAGAGACGACACCAAAUUCCAAAUGGUGGAGAACCCCUUAGUUCAGAAAGACCCAUGGCCCCGAAACGGGUAAAAUUCGAUGAUCAGGGCAGCGGCUGA